UCUAUUCAUAAAAGAACAAAAAGCUAUAUGUACUUGGUACCUGAAAGAAGAAAAAGGAAGAAUUAUGGUUUUUGUAACAGUGGUCGGUCUAAGCUUACUCUUAUGCCUUGCACAUUGGGUUUAUAAUUGGAGGAACCCAAAGUGCAAUGGCAAACUCCCACCAGGUUCAAUGGGUUUUCCAAUCAUUGGAGAGACCAUUCAGUUUUUUAUUCCUCACAGGAAUCUUGACGUUCCUCCUUUCAUCAGAAAAAGGACGGAGAAGUAUGGUUCUCUGUUUAAGACCAGUAUAGUUGGCUGUAAAAUUAUUGUCUCUGCAGAUGCUGAGGUCAAUCAUUUGAUAUUCCAACAAGAAGGGAAGUCAUUCAUAUCUUGGUAUAUGGAUAGCUUCACCGAUAUUCUUGGGAAAGACAAUAUUCUUUUUCUUCAAGGUUUCAUACACAAGCAUCUGAGGAACUUGAUCUUGAACUUUGUCGGUAGUCAAAGCCUGAAACAGAGAUUGCUUCCUGAAAUCGAAAACCUGACUUGCAAACAUUUGCAACUCUGGUCCACCCAAGGCACAGUGGAACUGAAAGAAGCUAUUUCAACAAUGAUAUUUAGUUUUAGCACCGAACUGCUGUUCAGUUGCAAUGGAACAAAGUCUACAACGAAGAUGAGAAAAUACUAUGCUGAUUUUCUUGAUGGUUUGAUCUCCUUCCCUUUGUACAUUCCCGGAACUGCUUACUGGAAAUGUUUACAGGGACGGAAGGAAGCGAUGGAGAUUAUAAAGAGUACGUUAGAGGAAAGGCAUACAGCACCCAAGAAAGAAAAGAAAGAUUUCCUUGACGUUAUGCUAGAAGAAACAGAUAAAGAUGGAAGCUUCCUGACGGAGAAAACGGCUUUAGAUUUUCUCUUUAUCCUUCCUUUUGCUUUCUUCGAGUCUACCUCCUCAGUUAUGGUUUUAGCCCUGCAACUUCUUUCUGAAAAUCCUGAAGCACUGGAAGAGUUAACUAAAGAACAUGAAGCCAUUCUAAGCAACCGAGAAAAGAAUGAUUCUAAACUCACAUGGGAGGAAUACAGGUCCAUGACUUUUACCCAUAUGGUUAUCAAUGAAACAACAAGGCUUGUGAAUAUUGUCCCAAGAGUUUUCAGGAAGGCUGUCAAUGACGUACAAAUAAAAGGAUAUACAAUUCCAGCAGGCUGGAUGGUUAUGGUAUGUCCAACAACUGUUCAUUUAAACCCCGUGAAAUACAAUGAUCCCCUGGCCUUCAAUCCAUGGCGCUGGCAGGGAGAAGAAUUAAACGCUGGAUCGAAGAAUUUUAUGGCAUUUGGGGGAGGAGUGAGACUUUGUGCAGGAGCUGAUUUUGUUAAACUGCAAAUGGCCAUUUUUCUCCACUAUUUGGUUACAAAAUACAGGUGGAGUGUGAUCAAGGGACAUGUCCUCAAGAAGCCUGGUGUGGUGUUUCCUGAUGGUUUCCACGUUCAACUCUUCGACAAAAACACUUAGAAUAUGUUCCUUGUCACGUGACGUGACAUAAUGGAAUGUAAUGUAAUCAAUUAUGUAAUGUGAUAAAAGUUAUAAUGUAAUAUAACAUAAUAAUCAUUUUAUUA
Molecule: messenger RNA, 1587 nt
Organism: Ricinus communis (castor bean)
Lineage: Eukaryota; Viridiplantae; Streptophyta; Magnoliopsida; Malpighiales; Euphorbiaceae
Product: cytochrome P450 87A3
Exons: 9
Coding region: 65-1483 (472 amino acids)
Biological process (GO): sterol metabolic process
Molecular function (GO): heme binding; monooxygenase activity; iron ion binding
Source: RefSeq, a predicted model, not a curated record